Choloepus didactylus (southern two-toed sloth) is the source of this 2857-nucleotide messenger RNA. It is a transcript of the gene GPR161, whose product is annotated as G protein-coupled receptor 161. The coding region runs from base 437 to 2026 and encodes 529 amino acids. The record is from RefSeq and is a predicted model, not a curated record. NCBI's taxonomy places the organism in Eukaryota, Metazoa, Chordata, Mammalia, Pilosa, Megalonychidae. The transcript is spliced from 7 exons. Gene Ontology annotation, biological process: G protein-coupled receptor signaling pathway. Gene Ontology annotation, molecular function: G protein-coupled receptor activity. Gene Ontology annotation, cellular component: recycling endosome; membrane.
UGGGUUCCUCAAAGGCAGGCGUCGUAGUUGUGAUAUUCCCAGGGCCCAGGACAGUGCCUGCCUGGCAGAUCCUCACACACAUUGGUAGGAUGAAUGAAAGGUGAGCAGCGAAGGCGAUGCCUGGAGGAGUCCACGGUGAAGCUGGAGGAGGCGGACUCUGUGGAGCCUACGGGAAAGAAUUUGAAAGUAUAUGCGUGAUGGAGAGAGGGUUGGAAAAGGGGACGUCUCAACGGCUGCAACUGGGACGGAAGAACGGGAACAGGGAAGGCCCGAGUAGUGAUCACAGGGUUUACGGGAGGAAAGAAAAGUGAGGCGAACCGAGAGUGGAAAUGGAGAGAUUUCCUCUACCUGUAGAUUUCUUUUGCCUUAUUGGCCACCUCAAGUCUGAGCAAUCGUCCAGCAUGCUCUGCCCACCCCCCGCCGAGGCGCACUGACCAUGAGCAUCAACUCCUCCCUCGGCCACAGGAAGGAGCUCAGUAACCUCACUGCGGAGGAGGGCGGUGCAGGGGGCGUCAUCGUCACCGAGUUCGUCGCCAUCAUCAUCAUCACCAUUUUUGUCUGCCUGGGCAACCUGGUUGUCGUGGUCACCUUGUACAAGAAGUCCUACCUCCUCACCCUCAGCAACAAAUUCGUCUUCAGCCUGACGCUGUCCAACUUCCUGCUGUCUGUGCUGGUGCUGCCAUUCGUGGUGACUAGCUCCAUUUGGAGGGAAUGGAUCUUUGGUGUGGUCUGGUGCAACUUCUCCGCCCUCCUCUACCUGCUCAUCAGCUCGGCCAGCAUGCUCACUCUGGGGGUCAUUGCUAUCGACCGCUACUAUGCCGUCCUGUACCCCAUGAUGUACCCCAUGAAGAUCACAGGGAACCGGGCCGUGAUGGCCCUGGUCUACAUCUGGCUUCACUCCCUCGUUGGCUGCCUGCCACCCUUAUUUGGUUGGUCCUCGGUGGAGUUUGACAAGUUCAAGUGGAUGUGUGUGGCUGCCUGGCACCGGGAGCCUGGCUACACGGCCUUCUGGCAGAUCUGGUGUGCCCUGUUCCCCUUUCUGGUCAUGCUGGUGUGCUAUGGCUUCAUCUUCCGCGUGGCCAGGGUCAAGGCACGCAAGGUGCACUGUGGCAGUGUGGUCAUCGUGGAGGAGGAUGCCCAGAGGAACGGGAGGAAAAAUUCGAGCACCUCCACCUCCUCCUCGGGCAGCAGGAGGAACGCCUUCCAGGGCGUGGUCUACUCGGCCAAUCAGUGCAAAGCCCUCAUCACCAUCCUGGUGGUCAUCGGUGCCUUCAUGGUCACCUGGGGCCCCUACAUGGUUGUCAUCACCUCCGAGGCCCUCUGGGGGAAGAACUAUGUCUCCCCGACCCUGGAGACGUGGGCCACCUGGCUCUCCUUCACCAGCGCCAUCUGCCACCCCCUCAUCUAUGGACUCUGGAACAAGACGGUGCGCAAGGAGCUACUGGGCAUGUGCUUUGGGGACCGAUAUUACCGGGAGCCAUUUGUGCAGCGACAGAGGACAUCCAGGCUCUUCAGCAUCUCCAACAGGAUCACAGACCUGGGCCUGUCCCCACACCUCACGGCGCUCAUGGCAGGUGGACAGCCCCUGGGACACAGCAGCAGCACCGGGGACACUGGCUUCAGCUGCUCCCAGGACUCAGGCACGGAUGUGAUGCUGCUUGAAGACUACAUAUCCGAUGAGAACCCCCCCUCACACUGUACUUGCCCGCCCAAGAGAAGGAGCUCGGUGACAUUUGAGGAUGAAGUGGAGCAAAUUAAAGAAGCUGCCAAGAACUCUAUUCUUCAUGUGAAAGCUGAAGUGCACAAAUCUUUGGACAGUUAUGCAGCCAGCUUGGCCAAAGCCAUUGAGGCUGAGGCCAAAAUCAACUUAUUUGGGGAAGAGGCUUUGCCAGGGGUCUUGUUUGCAGCACGGACUGUUCCGGGGGUUGGCUUUGGGGGCCGCCGAGGCAGCAGAACUCUCGCAAGUCAGAGGCUCCAGCUGCAGAGCAUUGAAGAAGGGAACGUUUUAGCUGCAGAACAGAGGUGAGGGCCUCAAGGGGGCCUGGGGCCAGAGCUGGAGAUGCUGUCCUGUGGAGGAAUUUCCAUCAUCGACUGUGUCGGUGCCCCGUGAGCAUGUCAGUGUGUACAGUGGGAGGAACAUCUGGUGUGCAGCCACCCAAAGAAAAGGGUGAAAACAAUGUGUACAACCAGCAACUUCAUGUCUGCUGUAAAACCAUCCACGGGCAGCUUCUAGGUCUUGGUGAUAGGACCAGAGGCACCUAAAGCACAAAGAAAAGCAAUUGGAGGUGUGUGUGGCCUUGACUUUUUGGGAACUGUGGCAUAGAGGGGGCACUAGAGACCCUGGGCUUGGAAGGAAACCACCAUAUGGAUUACUUCAUCUUCACAACCCGUCUCCUGGGAUUCCAACCACGUACCGUCCCAGAGGCUCUCGGGAGAAAUCCCUUCCCAGUGCAUGUUGGAGGAUGGCACUUCUUAACAAAGCAAGAUCAUCCCCUGGGUUUCUGCAUGGUUGAUGCAGGCAGUUGGAGGCCAUCAGUUCUAGACUAAGUGGGCUCCAGAGAGAGAAGCCAGGAGCAGAGCCCCCCAGAUCACGUUCCUGCACCUCGUGUCCUGGUUGCAACCUCACUUUCAGUGCAGUCACUUGCUGGUGAUUGUAGGGGCAGCCUACAGGCCCCUGGGCAGAGGCCACAGGCUGGGGCUGCCGUUGCUGACCCAGCGCCUAGCCUGCCCACCUCCCUAUUGACAGAUAACUUUGGAAUUUCAAAAGAAGGGAGAAACCACUAUAAAAGACAGGAGGAAGGGGCAGGUACCAAGUGUUUCAUUUUCAGAAUUGGAAAAAAAAAACCAUUUGGUUAGG